AUGAAGCUCUCGAUAGUUGCGGGUAUUGCUUUUCUAGCAACGGUGGCAACAUGUCAGAAUUUAACGCAAGUUGUACAUACCGAUAAAGGACCUGUGCAGGGUUUUGUAACGACGACCGCGAUCUACAAUGUACCAUAUUCCGCCUUUUUAGGGAUUCCCUACGCGAAACCACCUGUGGGAGACCUCAGAUUCAAGGAUCCUGUUGAAAUAAAUCCUUGGACUAAUGUGUACAACGCCACAGACGAUCUUAAUUCGUGUCCACAAUUAUUGGAAGGCACAUACAGCGGAAGUGAAGAUUGCCUGCAACUGAAUGUAUACACUCCCAAGCUGGAUUUCACCAAAAACGCAACUCCGAAAGCGGUGUUAGUAUGGAUACACGGUGGUGGAUUCAUAAGUGGAGUCAAUUUUAAGAGUGUGUACGGCCCUGACCGAUAUAUUGAAGAAGAUGUCAUAAUGGUCGCGAUGAAGUACCGUCUUGGUCCUUUAGGAUUUUUGUCACUGGAUCAUCCUGACGCACGA
Messenger RNA from Hylaeus anthracinus, 519 nucleotides. RefSeq names its product acetylcholinesterase-like. Lineage: Eukaryota; Metazoa; Arthropoda; Insecta; Hymenoptera; Colletidae. The transcript has 4 exons. The annotation marks the transcript as partial. The record is from RefSeq and is a predicted model, not a curated record.